AUGCUGCGCGCCGCAAGGGGCUUGCAGAGCUGCUGGCCGGCCGUUGCCGCGCACAGGUCGAGCCAGCUCAGGGGCUUCACCGCCGUGGCGGAGAAGACGAAGUUCGGGGACCUGUCGGACGACGACCGCAUCUUCACCAACAUUUACGGCAGACAUGACCCCUUCAUUCAGGGGGCGGAGAAGCGCGGCGACUGGUACCGCACGAAGGACAUCGUGCUCAAGGGGCGCGACUGGAUCAUCGAGGAGAUGAAGAAGUCCGGCCUCCGCGGCCGCGGUGGAGCCGGUUUCCCGUCCGGCCUCAAGUGGUCCUUCAUGCCCAAGCAGUCGGACGGGCGCCCGCACUACCUGGUCGUGAACGCCGACGAGUCUGAGCCAGGCACCUGCAAGGACCGCGAGAUCAUGCGCCACGAGCCCCACAAGCUCGUCGAGGGCUGCCUGAUGGCCGGCGUGGGCAUGGGCGCCCGGAAGGGCUUCAUCUACAUCCGCGGCGAGUUCGUCAACGAGCGCCGCGCCGUCCAGCGCGCCAUCGAGGAGGCCUAUGCGAAGGGCUACCUUGGAAACAACGCCUGCGGGUCCGGAUACGACUUCGACCUCGAGCUGCACUACGGCGCAGGUGCCUACAUCUGCGGCGAGGAGACGGCGCUCAUCGAGUCGCUCGAGGGCAAGCAGGGCCGCCCGCGCCUGAAGCCGCCGUUCCCGGCCAACGUCGGCCUCUACGGCUGCCCCACGACCGUCACCAACGUCGAGACUGUCGCCGUGUCGCCCACCAUCCUGCGCCGCGGCCCCGAGUGGUUCUCGUCGUUCGGCCGCAAGAACAACGCCGGGACGAAGCUAUUCUGCAUCUCCGGGCACGUCAACCGCCCGGUCACGGUCGAGGAGGAGAUGUCGAUCCCUCUGAAGGAGCUCAUCGAGCGGCACGCGGGGGGGGUGCGCGGCGGGUGGGACAACCUGCUGGCGAUCAUCCCGGGCGGGUCGUCCGUGCCGAUGAUGCCCAAGUCGGUGUGCGACGAGGUGCUGAUGGACUACGACGCGCUGAAGGCGGAGGGGUCGGGCCUGGGGACGGCGGCGGUGAUCGUGAUGGACAAGAGCACCGACGUGGUGGACGCGAUCGCGCGGCUGUCGUACUUCUACAAGCACGAGUCGUGCGGACAGUGCACGCCGUGCCGCGAGGGCACCGGCUGGCUCUACGACAUCAUGAAGAGGAUGGUCAAGGGCGACGCGCGGCUCGAGGAGAUCGACAUGAUGAUGGAGGUCACGCGGCAGAUUGAGGGGCACACCAUCUGCGCCCUCGGCGACGCAGCAGCGUGGCCCGUGCAGGGGCUGAUCCGGCACUUCCGCCCCGUGCUCGAGGAGCGCAUCAUGCAGGCCUCCGAGCAGGCCAAGCGGCGCCUGGCGGCCUGA
Molecule: messenger RNA, 1401 nt
Organism: Pedinophyceae sp. YPF-701
Lineage: Eukaryota; Viridiplantae; Chlorophyta; Pedinophyceae
Source: the annotation of a GenBank genome assembly